AUGGCCUCCGUCCUAUUGACUCGAACAUUUUCAAAGCGCCUUCUUUUACACCAUUGGUCUCGUACCCCUUUUCUCGGCUCCUUUUUUUCUUCGUUUGCGUCAAGCAAACAAAUCUACACCUGCCCCAUCUCUAACCUUGUUAUCGGUGUAAAAUUGUUUUCACUUACGUCCAGCAGUCUAGUUUUAGCCGCUCAACCCUUUAUCUUCUCCAAAUUCACAUCAUUCGCAAGUUAUACACCAUUUUUAGUUUCCAGCCUUGCCUUUGCUGCCCUUACACCCAUCCUCCUGCACAUCUUGACGCGAUCUUGUGUAUUUCUAAUUCGCUAUAACCCGGAUACUGGUCGGUUCGCCGCCUACACCAAAUCGAUUUUUCUACGUCCGAAGAAGGUUGAAUUUAACCUCGACAACGUCUCCUACUCAGUUUCCAGCUUGAGCUUUGCAAACAUGACAGUGAACAACAAGACUCCCCUCUUCGUUCUCGAAUCCGGCUUUAGUGACCUUCAGUUGAGGGACAGAUUAUUUGGCCUUGAUAAACCGAUCAAGUUUUCCUAG
Mesocestoides corti is the source of this 552-nucleotide messenger RNA. The record is from the annotation of a GenBank genome assembly. Lineage: Eukaryota; Metazoa; Platyhelminthes; Cestoda; Cyclophyllidea; Mesocestoididae.